AUGGAGAACGUAUCUGGAAAUGAUGGUCGUUGUUGUGGCAAAUGCGAUCGUCCGGAAUCCGCGGAUAAUAUGGUUUGUUGUGAUGAAUGCGAUGUUUGGGUUCAUUUUGGUUGCGCUGGUGUUGGAGAUUCGAUUGCAGAACCCGGUCGUGUUUGGAAGUGCGAUCAGUGCAGAAAAGAUGUACCUACCGAACAAUCGGUACACUUGAGCCAAGGUUCGGCAGCCCUAAGUAGACGAUCACAGCGUGUGCAUCUGAGUUUACAGUUACUCGAAGAACAGCGGGAAAUGAAGAAGAAGCAAGCUGUAGAAGAGGAGGAGUAUUUGAAGAAGAACUAUGAUCUAUUGAUCCUGAUAGAAGAAAAUGAUAAUGUGAGUACCAGAAGAAGCGAAGUAAGUGCUAAAUCUAGACGUGAAAGAGUAGAAGGUUGGAUUAAUAAAGGAAACACGACAGCGGAAGGCGCCAGAUCGGUUAGAACUCAGUCGAAUAAUCUAGCCUCGACUCAGUUAGGCGCUAGUGGAGAGGAAGCAAACAUAGCUUUGGAGACACAGUCAGUCCCGAAGAGUCUAGCACCGCUUCCACAAAGUUCAUCCACCCCAAAGACGUCGGUUCCUACACUAGGAACAGCAUCAGCUAUUGUCACCGAAUCACCUCGACAAAGUUUCGUCACCAGCGAAAUUGGAAAAUCAGCGCCAGUUGACCAAAUGUUCCGGGAUGUGAAUACCCCCGCCAUAGUUGUAAAGGCUGCCCUACCAUCUACCGCGACGAUUACGUUUUCAUCAGACCAGUUGAUUCAGUCAUCACGCCAAAAUAUAUCCUCCGCUCAGCAGAUGAAACCGCUUCAAAAUGCCACCGUAUAUGAUGAAAGUUCUUCGCGUCCAGCACCUUUGAUGUCGACGUAUUAUGUCCCAACGAGAAACAUUUGCGAAAUGACCAAUUCGAACAUUCGUUCCACGCGUGAUAUGAGAAACGCAUUCAGUCAAUAUAAUUCAUCGACAUCGCAGUCGCGAACAUUCUGCCCAAACCAGCCUCCGUAUGUGCAGUCAAUAGCGAACGAAGUAAGACCUGGCUGGCCGGUUCAUACGAUUCAACAAGGGCCAACCAACUCGCAACUGGCAGCGCGGCAAGUAUUGUCUCGGGAGUUACCGAUCUUCUCUGGUGAUCCAGAAGAUUGGCCCAUGUUUUACAGCUCCUUCAAAAAUACAACCGAAGUGUGUGGCUACAGCGAUGCAGAGAAUCUUGCCCGACUUCAACGGUGCUUACGAGGGCAUGCUCUGGAAACUGUGAAGAGUCGACUUCUUCUACCAGCUUCUGUUCCAAAUGUGAUAGAAACCCUGCACAAAUUGUACGGCCGUCCGGAAAUUUUAAUCAACUCGUUGUUGAAGAAGCUUAGAAGCGUUGCUCCGCCGAAGGCGGAAAGUCUCGGUACAAUAAUCACCUAUGGACUGGCAGUCCAGAAUUUAGUGGAUCACAUAAUAAUUGCUGGGCAGCAUGCACAUCUUUGGAAUCCUAUGUUACUCCAAGAGAUGGUGGAGAAACUACCCGCUUCCAUCAAAAUCCAGUGGGGUUGUUUCAAGCAGACACGAGAGAAUGUCAACCUGACGACGUUCAAUGAAUUUAUGGCAGGCCUAGUGAAUCUAGCGUCUGAUCUAACGCUGAACGUAGAAUAUACUCCGAAUUCAACGAAAUCAUCGAAAACAGAGAAAGCGAAACAGAAAGAAAGUUUGUUUGUCCAUUCUCAAGAAUCAUCCGACGUGAACGAAAAAUCCGAGUCGACAAUAAAAGUAUGCUCGUAUUGCGACAGUCCCAGUCACCGUAUUCUCGAUUGCCUCGAUUCUCAAAAGUUAGAUAUCGAUGGGCGAUGGAAAGCAGUCCGUCUGAGGAAUCUCUGUCGCACUUGUUUAAUACCACACCGAAAAUGGUCCUGUCGGUCGAAGAAGGAGUGUGGACAAGAUGGAUGUCGUAUCCACCACCAUCCAUUGUUGCACAGUGUUUCGAAAGUAUCAAGUGAUCCCGUAGCAUCGACCAGCUAUGAUCGAACGGUUUAUCAGAAUCACCAUUCGAACCAUUCAUUUUCUUUCUUUCGAUAUGUUCCGGUGACCAUAGUUGGAAACGGGAAGCAAACUGACAUUUUCGCAUUUCUGGACAAAGGUUCCAGUUCGACACUUCUAGAAGCAGAAGUAGCCGACCGCUUGGGAAUUAAGGGUCCGAUCAAUCCAUUGAUAUUAGUAUGGACAAGUAAAAUAACACGUGAGGAGAAAAGUUCGCGUAGUAUUAGCCUCACUAUUUCUGGAAAGGGACUGACGAAAAAGUACGCAAUCGAGAACGUUCAAACAGUGCAUAAGUUGGAACUUCCAAAGCAGUCGAUGUGCUAUGAGGAAUUAGCAGAACAGUUUCCACAUCUUAGAGGACUGCCAGUUAAAAGUUAUACUAACGUGGCUCCACAGAUGAUUAUCGGAUUAGAACAUGUAAGACUAUUAACUUCGUUGAAGCUGCGCGAGGGAAACAGUUGCGGUCCAAUAGCUGUUAAAACAAGGCUGGGUUGGUGUGCGUUCGGGAGACAAGCUGGAGCAAGAAAAAUGAUAGAAAGGGUGAACCUUCAUUUUAGCAUCAGCAAUCAACAUCUUCACAAUCUCAUGAAACAUUUUUUUCUGGUAGAGGAGAGCACGGUGACUAGUAAGCCAGAGGCAGAGGCUGACAAACAAGCAAUUGAAAUUCUCAAUCGAACCGUUAAACGAAAGGGAAAUUAUUUCGAGUCUGGAUUACUCUGGAAAUACGAGAACCCAGUGUUUCCCAACAGUUUACCGUUGGCGCAGAAAAGGUUGGCGAGUUUCGAAAAGCGAUUGACACGUAAUCCUGUAUUGAGAGAUAUGGUGAAACAGCAGCUCGAGCAAUAUCAACAGAAAGGCUAUGCACACAAAGCAUCGAAAGGCGAAUUGGAGAAUACGGAUGAACGAAGAGUAUGGUAUCUACCAUUGGGAGUAGUCACAAAUCCGAAUAAACCUAACAAGAUACGUCUAGUAUGGGAUGCUGCAGCGAGAGUGAAUGGAGUAUCGUUCAAUGAUAUGCUCCUGAAAGGGCCGGACCUACUAAAUUCUUUACCGGUAGUGUUGACCCGCUUCAGACAAAGAAACAUCGCAGUGAGUGGGGACAUACGUGAGAUGUUCCACCAGAUACGAAUACGGGAGGAAGACAAACAGUCUCAGAGAUUCCUCUGGAGGGAUAAUCCUGCAGAUCCGGCGCAGAUAUUCAUUAUGGACGUUGCGACUUUCGGAGCGACGUGUUCUCCUUGUAUAGCACAAUUUGUCAAAAACGAAAACGCGAGGGCAUAUAUAGAAUCGUAUCCAAGAGCAGUACAAGGAAUAAUCGAGAAUCAUUAUGUCGAUGAUUUUCUCGAUAGCACCGACACAAUACAGGAAGCAAUUCAGCUGGUUCAAGAAGUGAAGAACAUUCACGCAGCAGCAGGGUUCGAAAUUGGCAAAUUUCUUUCCAAUUCGCCAGAAGUACUGAACGCAUUGAGCGAAUCGCAACGAGGUUCGAGCAAAUGUAUGAACCUGGAUAAGCAGGUGGAUACAGAGCGGGUUCUUGGACUGACGUGGGUGCCAUCUUCAGACGUAUUUACAUUCGACACAGCAACGAAAUCGCAUAUCAGAAAUUUAAUUGAGAACCGAAGUAUUCCUACGAAGAGACAAGUGUUGCGAACUGUUAUGACGCUUUUUGAUCCUCUUGGGUUCAUUGCACAUUUCGUCGUCCACGGGAAGGUGCUCAUGCAGGAUAUAUGGAGAUCGGGGACCGAUUGGGAUGUACCAAUAGACGAUCGACUGCAAGACCGAUGGCUCCGCUGGAGUGAACUCAUAGAGCAUCUUGAGAAUGUUAAAGUGCCUCGAUGCUUCUUCCAGAAGACAAACUUUCGCCCUACGGAUAAUAUACAGCUUCAUAUCUUCGUUGACGCGAGUGAAAUCGCGUACGCAUGUGUCGGAUAUCUCCGAUUUGACGAUGGGGUCAGGCGGCAGUGUACAUUGGUUGCUGCGAAAACAAAAGUCGCACCAUUGAAAGCUUUAUCGAUUCCGCGUUUGGAACUCCAAGCGGCCAUGAUUGGGACAAGGUUAGCUCAAGCAAUUAGUCAAUCUCUGACUGUAACCGUCAAUCAGCGGUUUCUUUGGUCGGACUCAUCAACAGUGCUCGCAUGGUUGCGCUCGGAUAGUCGCAAGUAUCAUCCGUUUGUCGCGUUCCGAAUCGGCGAGAUACUUUCUAUAACCAGCAUUGAUGAGUGGCGACACGUACCAUCAAAAAUAAAUGUGGCAGAUGAUGCGACGAAAUGGGGAGACGGUCCUAGUUUUAAACCCGAGGAUCGUUGGUUUUCCGGGCCAGAUUUCUUGUUCGAGCCAGAAUACCGUUGGCCGUCUAAUGCGAAAGAAAGUACCACUACACAUGAAGAGUUACGGGCUGUAUAUGUACAUCACAACAAAUUCUCUUCGCCGCUAAUAGAUGUAUCCCGUUUUUCAAAUUGGAACCGUAUGCUGCGAGCGACAGCAUACGUGCAUCGUGCCGUGAAUAUUAUGCUGAAGCGUGUCUCAAAGGCUGAAAACUUUACUUUACUGAGCGGAGAUUUGCAACGAGCUGAAGUGACACUAUGGCGACAAGUACAGACGCAAGUGUAUAGCGACGAAGUAGUAGAACUAAAUGUUGGAGCCAACCAUACAGUGAAUAAAUCCAGUCCGUUAUACAAGCUGUCGCCGUUUCUGGAUGAACUGGGUAUUAUCAGGAUGGGUAGCCGAAUCGGGGCGGCUCCUCAAGCCCCGUAUGCAGCUAAGUACCCUAUCAUAUUACCUAAGGAUCAUCUAAUCACGUUCCUCCUUACGGACAGUUUUCACCGACGAUUUCAUCACGCGAACGGUGAAACCGUGUUCAACGAAAUGAGACAACUAUUUUACAUUUCAAAUCUUCGCUCGCUUAUCCGGCGGGUUACUAAAGAAUGUCAACUCUGCAAGGUAAAGAAGGCGCAACCUAUGCCCCCGAUGAUGGCACCGCUCCCGAAAAUUCGUCUGACUCCAUUUAUUAGACCUUUUACCUACGUGGGAGUGGACUACUUUGGACCAUUAGAGGUGAAAGUAGGCCGUAGCAUAGUGAAAAGAUGGGCAGUGCUAUUUACCUGUCACACCAUUCGUGCUGUGCAUAUGGAGGUCGCACACACUCUUUCCUCGAGGUCUUGCAUCAUGGCAUUUCGCAGAUUUAUAGCGAGGAGGGGUGCUCCAGCGGAAGUAUACACGGACAACGGCACCAAUUUUGUUGGAGCCAGCCGUCAGUUGAAUGAGGAAAUACAGCAGCAAAAAACAAUCGCUCACGAUUGUGCUACAACGUUCACAAAUGCUCACAUGGCCAGUGCUGGGAAACAGUGGAAGCGCUCUACGCGAUAG
Molecule: messenger RNA, 5415 nt
Organism: Toxorhynchites rutilus septentrionalis
Lineage: Eukaryota; Metazoa; Arthropoda; Insecta; Diptera; Culicidae
Exons: 1
Coding region: 1-5415 (1804 amino acids)
Molecular function (GO): nucleic acid binding
Source: RefSeq, a predicted model, not a curated record